Zea mays is the source of this 1466-nucleotide messenger RNA. RefSeq lists its product as uncharacterized. Gene Ontology annotation, molecular function: phosphatase activity. The transcript has 6 exons. NCBI's taxonomy places the organism in Eukaryota, Viridiplantae, Streptophyta, Magnoliopsida, Poales, Poaceae. Bases 156 to 1091 code for a protein of 311 amino acids. The record is from RefSeq and is marked predicted.
AAAAACACCACGUACACGGGCGCGGCGCGGAGACCGACCACCACCUCUUCCUCCGGUUGCCUCCGCCCUCGGGCCUCGCCUUCGCUCCAUCGUCCCCGUCUCCAUCCUCCAGGACCGGCAACCCCACGUAGCGCGACAGCUCGUCGCCGUAGUCCAUGGCGGCUACGGAGGUGUACUCGCCGACCACGGCGGCGGCAGCGCAGCAGCAGCGGGGGAAGGCGGCAUCGCAGGCGUGGCGAGCGGUGGUAGGGUGGAUCGGCUUCUUCCUCCAAGUCCUGCUUCAGAUCCUCCGGGGCACGCCCUCCUGCGCACAGCUCCUCUCCUUCGUUGGUUUCCGCUAUCCGCUCCUCUCCGGACCUGCGGCCUCGGAGCCGUUGCCGGAGGUGGCCUUCAUGCCGCUCCACUCCGAGAUCCCUGCUGACGCGGCGCCUGCCCCGAAACCUGCGUCUGAGCCCCUGGGCCGCCUCACGGUAGUGCUUGACUUGGAUGAGACUUUAGUUUCUGCAUAUGAAUCAUCUAGUCUUCCUGCCAUUGUGCGCACACAAGCUGUUGAAGCAGGAUUACAUUGCUUUGAUAUGGAAUGUAUAUCGUCUGAUAAGGAUGUUGAAGGCAAACAAAAGGUGAAUCAUGUGACUGUUUUUGAGCGCCCUGGUUUGCAUGAGUUCUUGCGGAAAACUAGUGAAUUUGCAGAUCUUAUCCUUUUUACAGCAGGUUUAGAAGGUUAUGCUAGACCUUUAGUUGACCGAAUAGAUGUUCACAAUAGAUUCAGAAUUCGUCUCUAUCGCCCAUCAACUGUUACCACGGAAUAUAGAGAACAUGUGAAAGAUCUUACUCGCGUGUCAAAAGAUUUUGGCAGGAUUGUCAUUGUCGACAACAAUCCGUUCAGUUUCAUUCUUCAGCCUUUGAAUGGAAUACCUUGUGUUCCAUUUUCAGCUGGACAACAUUCUGAUGAUCAGCUCAUGACGGUUAUAUUUCCACUCCUGAAGCAUCUUUCCCUCCAGAAAGACGUCAGACCCGUAUUGCGUGAAAGAUUUCAUAUGCCAGAAUGGUUCCAAAACCAUGGGAUCCCCCAAAUUAGUCAGGCUGUGUAAGUUUUGCUGCCGCACAAUGGAAUUGUUUUGAUGAAGGCUGGAGUGCCUACUAUGCUAUAAGCCCCUUAAGGUCAUGUUCGUUUGAUCCCAAAACCAUAGGGAUUGAGGGGGAUUGGAAGGGAUUGGAGAGGAUUUUGACUUAUAGGGGAUUUAAUCCCCCUCAGUCCCUAUGGAUUAGUACAAAACGAACAGGGCUUAAGGGAGAGCACUUGUACAUUAUUAUCAAUAUUCACUUAGGGUUCUUGAUAAAACCGAGUCGCUGUUCAUAUGGAGUUGUCACACCCGAAGAUAAGAAGAUUGUAAUCUAGCAUGACCUCAGAUUUAAAUCUGUGUAGUGGAGCAUUUUAUAUCAAUUAAUUGUUGUAUAUCAGCCUC